Helianthus annuus (common sunflower) is the source of this 1488-nucleotide messenger RNA. RefSeq lists its product as uncharacterized. Bases 1 to 1488 code for a protein of 495 amino acids. The record is from RefSeq and is a predicted model, not a curated record. NCBI's taxonomy places the organism in Eukaryota, Viridiplantae, Streptophyta, Magnoliopsida, Asterales, Asteraceae. The transcript has 2 exons.
AUGGGUCAACCAAUACUACCAUUGGGUGCUCCGCGUAGACAUCAUCGAGAGGUAGUACGGGGUAUUGAAGCUCACUUUAGACCAGUUAUCACUAAUAAUCCUUCUCCGGUAGUGAUUCCUCAUCACCCGGAUGGGAGGACUUUUGAGGUUACAACAACCGCACUCCAAAGUUUGCCAAAGUUCAAGGGGUUAGCAACGGAAGAACCUUACUUUCAUUUGGAAACAUACGACUCCAUUUGCAACACUAUUGGAAGUCAAGGUUUUUCGUUGGACGAUGUCAAGUUGGUUCUAUUUCAAUUCUCUUUGGAAGAUAAAGCAAAGAGAUGGUUUCAUACUUUCCCUUCCGCGUCAAUUUAUACAUGGGCCGACAUGCAACAAAUUUUCUUGGAAGAGUUCUACACUUCUCAAAAGACAAAUGAUGCAAGGAGAAGUUUAAGGAGCUUUCAACAACAGGGGGAGAUGUUUCAUGAAGCUUUUGAAAGGUUCAACAUGAUGUUGAAAAAUUGCCCUCACCACGGUAUACAACUUUGGGAGUUGUUAAACGCGUUUCACGAAGGGUUGAGUUCGGAGGAUGCUCGUGACUUAAUGUCAAUCACUAACGGUACUUUUGGUACAAAUUUUGAGCAUGAUGAUUGGCAAUUUUUGGAGCAAAUGGCUGUUACUUCAAAAAGAAAGGCUCAAUCUUCGAGACGGGCAAGACAUGUGAUAGCAAGGCCACAAGUGCAUGGGGUAGAGAAUGUAGGUGUGCAAGCCACGAAUCAAGUGUACAAUGUGUGCACUAAUUGCAAUGAGAUAGGCCACGCGGAGGAAGUAUGUUUGGUAGGAGUGGUUGAGGAGCAAGUGGAAGAGGUGAAUGCUAUUCAAGGGGGUGGUCGAAACUUUAACAUGAAUUCGAACACAUACCACCCCGGGUUACGAAACCACCCGAAUUUUAGAUAUGGGAACCCAUCAAAUCAACUUAACCUGAACUUUCAAGGAAACCAAGGAAAUUAUGCUCCUCACCAACAAUUUAAUAAUCAAGGUUUCCAAAGGCAAUUCCAACAACCAGCGAUGCAAAUGGAGAUGCAACGAAGAAAUCAGCUGGAUGAGGUUCGUAUGCAAAAAGAUGAAAUCCGUGACAAAGCUAUUCAAUCGUUGACCACUCAAAUGGGUCAACUUGCGAGUGAAGUGGCGAUACUGAAGAAAGCAAAAGGCCAGCUACCGAGUGACACGGUGACAAAUCCCAAGAACAUAAAAAGCGUUAAUAUCAAUGUGGUAAGCACCGUUCCUAGUACCGAAUUUAAUGAAAAAUUUCUAACCUCUUCGUGUCAAAUAAAUACAGGUAUAGGGAAGGACACCGAUGGUGAGAAUGAUAAAGAACAUGGAGCACCAAUCGUGCCUAUCCGAGUGGGGAAACUAAAAAUUCCUCAUGCAUUAUUGGAUUAUGGGGCAAGCAUGAGUGUGUUACCAGGUUAUCUAUACGACAUGUAUGAUUUUGGUCCGCUUUAG